GCUCGGCCGGCGGAUCCGGGCCGGGGCCGCGCAGCCUCGGGCCGGCGGGCGCCGGGAACAGGAGGCGGGGCGGCCCGGCCGGGGGGCGGAGCGGCGGCCGCGGCCGAGCGCCCGCCCCCCGCUCGCCCUCCGCCGGCCGGCCGGCGCGGUCAUGGAGGUCUACAUCCCGUCCUUUCGCUAUGAGGAGAGUGACCUGGAGCGGGGAUACACGGUGUUUAAGAUAGAAGUGCUAAUGAAUGGAAGAAAACAUUUUGUUGAAAAAAGGUACAGCGAAUUUCAUGCUUUGCACAAAAAGCUUAAGAAAUGUAUAAAAACUCCAGAAAUUCCUUCGAAACAUGUUAGGAACUGGGUUCCAAAAGUGUUAGAACAGCGACGACAAGGUUUGGAAACAUAUUUACAGGCUGUCAUUUUAGAAAAUGAAGAACUUCCCAAACUGUUUCUUGAUUUUCUAAACGUGCGACACUUGCCCUCUCUACCAAAGGCAGAAAGUUGUGGAUCUUUUGAUGAGACAGAAUCUGAAGAGUCAAGCAAACUGUCCCACCAGCCCGUGCUGCUGUUCCUCAGGGAUCCAUACGUCUUGCCUGCAGCCAGCGAUUUUCCGAAUGUGGUUAUUGAGGGAGUGCUCCAUGGGAUAUUUUACCCUCAUCUUCAGCCCAGGUAGAAAUCCUACAUGGCUAAAAGAAGCUGAGGCAAGUUUCGAAGACACAGCCAAGGAAAUCGAUACCUACCAAAUUAACCGAAACUCUACAACCUAACAGCUCUAGCUAGUGGUAAAAUUCAGUCCCAGCUUAAUUCAGGGCAGGGACCUUUCCAUUAGAAUGGUGCUUUUAAAAAUAGAAACUGAACCAGGGCAGUGGUCAGGUGAAGGCCAAGUGUUUAAGAAGUAGAAUGUAGCUGCCAACGAACGUCCCACAUUCAAAAUUCUCAGCAAUAUUCUAGAUGUGAUGGAUGAAGAAUCCUGAGCUCACCAAUAAGCUUGGCUCUACUCCUCUCCUCCACAAGCCCCAAUUCCUCUUCUCUGAGGAACUUCCAGUCUCACAGGCCCUGGAACCUAUGCUCCCACCGACUACACAAAGACCCCCUCUACAUCUAGGAAUGCCUCUCUUCUUUGAUUCCCUGGAUAGUGCCUUUUGAGCAAAGGCCAAGGAAUUACUGUGCCUGGCAUUGCCCCUCCCCCCCCGAAAUUUCCCAAGACUAUAAACACAGACUGAAUUUAGUUAGGAUGGAAACAUUUUUGGGGGAGGGAGGGAUGUGGAUAGCCUCACAAGGGGUCUAAAUCUUUGGGUAGGCAUUACAGCUUUGCGGGGGCAGUUUGGAAAGAACAAAAUGGUGUCUUAAAAAUGGGAGGGUGUUUUGAUAAAAUAAAAUUAAUGCAGCUGCCAACUUAGAAACCAAUGAAAAGAAAACUGUGGCAGAUUCCUGGGAGGACCGAGUGUCGCAAAACAAAGUCACCCUCGGCUCCAUUCGCACCAUUUGCUAAUUGAAAAUCAUAUCCUGAAUCCUACUGAGACUGAUCACCUUUGGUAGCUUUUUUGUUCAGAUCUUAAUGACACACUAAUCUUUUCACCGUGAGGUUUUCUCAGCCGGUGAUAGCAUUCUGAAAUGCCAGCACCAGGACAGUGUGACAGAAACACACUAAGCUGAAUGUGAGGAAGGAAUUAAACUGGAAAUUAACUUAUAAUGAUAAUAUUGUGGCAUUGUAGUUUACAUUACAGUGGAGUUGCAUCAUGUCCAGGGGGAUUCACUUCUGAUGUCAGCACAGAAGGUAGAACGGGCUGUUAGGAUGACCCUGGAAAGCCCUCCAGAAAGGCGCCACGUCAGGAUUCUGUACCGUGACCGCAGCCGGUUUUCACUCCAGUGUUGGAACAAAAGAGUGUUUUGUUCAUUUGAAGACCAGAUGAAGUUGUUAGUGUUUGUUUAGGGGCCAUUUUGUAUUAAAAGCAUGUACCUUUGAACACUAGAAUCAUAGCCAGCCUGGCAAGAUGCUUGCCCUGGGAGAGGAAGAUGUGAAAGGACAAUGAGUGAAGGGCCAGCGGCGGGGCGACUCCUGUCCGGGGAGUGAAGGGCCAGCAGCAGGGUGACACCUGCCUGGGUUUCCUCGAGAGCCUGCACUCAUCAAGGAGGUAGUAUAGCCACAGGAUUGUGUGUUACUUUCCUUAUCGGUUCCUUUUUACUGACCUCAUGGAUUUGAUUAAUGUACGCUGAGUAUGUUUAUGAUAUAACUCCACUGUGCAGAACAGAGACAUUCAUAAUCUGAAUAGGGAAGGUGCACACAUACAUACUACUGUGUAUGUGCUGUAUGUGGGCAUUUCAUAGAAAACCAAUUAAUAACUAGCUUAUUUAUGGUUAAUAGAUUUAAUAAGUUUCUGUGCUGGAGAAAAUAUUUAAAAUCAAAACUAAUAACUACAUCAUGGUUUUUGAUUUGGAUCUAAAUAUACAGGCUUAAGCCCUACUGUACAGUGUUAAAAGAGAUGUUUAAUGAUUGAUUCUGUUAUGACAUGUUGGAAACAAGCAAGGACUGAAUAAUCAGGUUUCAUCAACCAAAAUGAACUGCCAGUCAAGCAUUGGAGAUAUUUUUUAAAUGUUUUUAUGUUAUUAGCUAUUUUGAGUUAAAUAAAAACAGGAAGAAGAAAUAUUUGAGUU
This is a messenger RNA of Nycticebus coucang (slow loris), 2643 nucleotides long. It is a transcript of the gene SNX24, whose product is annotated as sorting nexin 24. The coding region runs from base 152 to 661 and encodes 169 amino acids. Gene Ontology annotation, molecular function: phosphatidylinositol phosphate binding. NCBI's taxonomy places the organism in Eukaryota, Metazoa, Chordata, Mammalia, Primates, Lorisidae. The transcript has 7 exons. The record is from RefSeq and is a predicted model, not a curated record.